UCCUAAACAUGGGAAAAUGGGGGGCUCACUUGGCGUGCUUCCAAUAGCUUCCAAUAGCCCUGCAGAGGGAUUGGGUCAGGGCGAGAGACGUUGCUUUGUGUCCCCUGGGGUGGGUUCAGCCAAAACUGGGGACCUGACUGAUGUUUCCUCCCCUCCCCCUGUUCAGUAUGGGAUCGUAUUGGAUGCGGGGUCUUCCCACACGGCCAUGUUUGUCUACAAAUGGCCGUCCAACAAGGAGAACGAAACUGGGAUUGUCAGCCAGCACAGCGACUGCCACGUGAAGGGAGGCGGCAUCUCAAGCUACUUCGAUAAACCACCGGCAGCCGGGGAGAGUUUGGUACUCUGCCUUGACCAGGCCCUGAAGGAUGUCCCGAAGGCGAGGCAUGGCAUCACUCCCCUCUACUUGGGCGCCACGGCUGGCAUGCGGCUGCUGAAGAAGAGUUGGGAGGAGAUCAAGUGGGGCUGUGUUGGGUGGCGGAUGAGAGCAGCUGCCCUUUCGAAGGCCGAAACUCAGCCUGGGCGUUUCUUUCUGCCACUGCAGCUGCUCAAGAAGGGGCCAAAACUGGAGCCCUUUUUGCAGAACUACUGUUCGAUGGCCACCUUCGUCUCGCUGCUGCUCACCCGGGGCUACCACUUCAACAACUCCACCUUCCCCAGUAUAGCCUUCCAGAAGAAGAUCGGGGACACGACCGUCGGCUGGGCCUUGGGCUACAUGCUGAACCUGACCAACAUGAUCCCGGCAGAAGAGCCCGGCUUCCGGAAGGGCACCCCCUUUGGCCCAUGGGUCGGCCUCAUCUUCCUCUUCGUCGCCAUCCUUCUGGGCAGCUUGGUCAGCAUCUUCUGCCUGCUGAAGUCCUCCAAGGACCGAGGGGGGGUGUAGGCCAGCUCUCCCCUGGUCUCACACUGGGGGCUCCAGCCUUUUUGCCAAGACUCAGGAAGGAAGAAAUGGGGACAAAUGGAAGAGCCAACACUCCACGGAGGUGGACGGUGCCUGGGAUGGAUGGUGGGCAUACGCAGCUCAGCCACUCUCCCGCCUCCUUUUUCCUUCCUGGAGGGCCACUAGCCCCCUCCCUUCAAGAAAAAGGUGCUGCCAUUUGCAAGGAAAGUUUCUGGAGACUUCCAGGCCUCCCCUUUUUCCUGCUCCGUGGAUACUCAGGAAUUUCUAGCCCAUCCUAAACCCCUUGACCCAACAAGAUGCUGCCCCCACCCCAGUUCAAAGGACCCUGGGAGGAAAUGUCAUGGGCCACUCCAGGGCCUUAGUGUCUCUCAACAGGCAUCAGCCGCCUUCAAAACCCGGGGUCCCGUAACAGGCAAAUGUCUUCAUCCAAAAAGUGUAGUAUGGAAAGCUUCAUGGGGCCUGGUCCCCACCGAACUCAAGUCCUUCACUGGGAGAGGGGAUCACUUAGCCAGAUUGUUCCAGAUGCACGUAAGACUUUGGGGAGAGGUCUUUUGAGGUAGCCACCUGGACGUCUGACUGUCAGCCACAGCUGCGGGACUUCCCUCCAUGUACAAACCGGGUCUGGCUUGGCUCAGCUUUCAGAGAACGGAAAUCCAGCAAGCUCCUUUAGUUCUGUUGCCGAGACAAACUUCUUCCGCUGAGCAGAUCAACGAGAGAACCUCUUCCUCACCCACACAUCCUCUACUGACCCCCUAAAUCAAGGGUAGUCAACCUUUUUAUACCUACCGUCCACUUUUGUAUCUCUGUUAGUAGUAAAAUUUUCUAACUGCCCACCG
Messenger RNA from Thamnophis sirtalis, 1734 nucleotides. NCBI's taxonomy places the organism in Eukaryota, Metazoa, Chordata, Lepidosauria, Squamata, Natricidae. The record is from RefSeq and is a predicted model, not a curated record.